CCGCAGCAAGAGUGCCGUUAUUCUACAAUAACCCGCUACGCGGAACACAGUGUACACGCGGAAAGUGAAAAACGGAAAUUUCGCAGUUUCGCGCUAAACCGGACACUCGGAUACUCGAGCAAGACAGUACUUCCGCUACUUGUAGACAUAUUGGAUUAUUUCGCGCCGCAAACUAAUCAUUAGGUGUUACGGAUGUACUUUUUGUUUGGUUCUUUGUUUUUUUUUUUUGUUUUGUUUUGCUCAGUAUUUCAUGCAUUUGAAUUGAUAUCGUCGACAAGGUGUCAACGACUGGUGAAGUGCCAUCGAAGCGAUUCCAUCAUUUCGCGCUUAACGGGCUGUGACUAGUUGAAAGUUUAAUUGCUGUGCUAAAGAGGUGAACACGCUGAAACGAGCGUGUCAAGAUACAAUUCGCAAGUUGGUUAGUAGCGCCACCGCAAUGAUCAUCAACACUUCAAGAGUGGUGGCCGGACGCGUGUUACGGGUGUUACGCGUCUGAUGGAUAUGUUGGAUAUGUGAGCGAAAUGUGUGUGUGUGUGUACGGAUUUGUGCGAGCAUCACAAGUGAACUCAACAAAAUGCCAGAGAAGUGUUAUUUGAUUGAUCGCGUUGGAUUUUCUUGUCUAUAAAGAUUGAUUGCGCUGGUGUUGAGAUCUGUAGCGGAGCAUACAUACAUACAUACAUCGGAAUAUCAGCUAAAUUUGUGCUAUUGAUCUUUGCGCAAAUAAAAUAUAAAGGUAUAAUCAAAUACCGUUGCAAGUUCACCACCUUACGUGCGUGCAUUGAUCAAUUUCAUCGACUCAAACAAAACAGUCAAAUCGUUCGUGUUGUGAUCGCCCAAUAUUUCAACACUGUCCGACAAUUCGCUGGCAACAAAAAUCACUAAAUAUCUGUUUUGUGCAUACAUACAUACAUACAACUACAUUGUACGAAAAGUGUUUGGAAAGAGUGAGAUUAGCAAUUUUUAUUUUCGACAUUUUUAUUGUGUUUUCUGUGUGAAAUGAAUUACACUUGAAUACGUCUUUAUGCCACAUACAUACAUACAUAUGAAGGUAUGCACAUACAUAUAUAUACUCUCACUCGUGCCUUGCAAAGAGUAAUCGAAAUUUCGUAAUAAUUGGACAAGCGUGCGAAAAACCAAGUGUGAAAGAGAUUCUCAAAGAAUUUACAACAAAUGAAAUCAAUUGAAAUUUUGUUAGAAAACAAUUAAAUUGCAAACAAUUGAUUGUUUGGCAAGUGUAAAGUGACAAGUGUUUCCCUGUUUGAUAUUAGUGUACUCAGCUUUGCUAUGCAUCAAGCCAUCUAUCGACGACCCGUUGCGAAUUUCAUGGGGCCUAACGAGUGUGCCAGCGCUAUGGUGUCAACAAUGUCUUUUAUGGAUAACGGUGGUUUGAGUACAAACAUUGCGGAUUAUGGUUGUUAUACAACCGAUUAUUGGGCAACCUCGUACACCGGAGGGCUGAGCCCAAUGAAACAGAUAGAAGCCUGCAUACAAACUGCUGGCAAAGAUCGCACAUCCUACAAGCCACUCGAACAUAUUGACGCCAAGAUGACGGACAUUGAGACGCAGAGUAAUAAUAGCAGCGGUGGCAACAGUAUUAGUAGCAACACGGGCAGUAGUUGUUCGGAAAGCAACAACAACAGCACUGGAAAUUACAGCACUAGCAAUGAAGGCGGUGGCAACGGCAGCAACAACAACAACAACAACAACAGCAGUAUAACAACACAAAGUACAACAACAACAACAACAACAAAGGAUGCUACAACAAAUAGUAAUAGCAACAACAAUAAUAAUAAUAAUAACAAAAGUGAAGAACCCAUGCAUCCAACACUGGCUCAGGCCGUUGUUGUGCUGGAAACGAAAGCUUUAUGGGAUAAAUUUCACGAACAAGGCACUGAAAUGAUUGUCACAAAGACCGGCCGGCGUAUGUUUCCAACAUUUCAGGUGCGAAUCGGUGGUCUGGAUCCGCAGGCGACCUAUAUAAUGAUGAUGGAUUUCGUGCCGGUCGAUGAUAAGCGCUAUCGCUAUGCAUUCCACAACUCAAGUUGGGUAGUCGCUGGCAAAGCGGAUCCCAUCUCCCCGCCGCGCAUACACGUACACCCCGAUUCGCCAGCACCAGGUGCUAAUUGGAUGAAACAAAUCAUUUUAUUUGACAAACUUAAACUGACCAACAACCAACUGGAUGAAAAUGGGCAUAUAAUUUUAAAUUCGAUGCACAGAUAUCAGCCACGAUUUCACAUCGUUUACCUGCCACCAAAGAAUAAUUCAUUAGAUGAAAAUGAGCAUUCAAGUCAUUUCCGCACAUUCAUAUUUCCGGAGACAUCAUUUACCGCCGUCACUGCCUAUCAAAAUCAGCGGGUGACUCAACUAAAAAUUGUUAGUAAUCCCUUUGCUAAAGGCUUCCGUGAUGAUGGCACCAAUGAUGUCACUGCUGGCUCUAUGGGCAUGUCUCAGAUGAGUCAGGAGAGUCAGGCUAGAAUGAAGCAGCACAACGCGCAGCAGCAUCAUCAUCAUCACCAUCAUCAGCAACAGCAACAUCUACACGCACAGCAACAACAAUUGAAAGCGAAUAGUAAAGAUGUGAAUUUAGCAGUGGCUGAAUUGGAAAACCAACAGAACGCAUUGAUCUCUGCACAUGUGAUUCAAACAGUAAGCGAUUCCCCAACAAACGUGCCCAUGACUGCCAAUACAUCACCCGAGCUGUUAUCCUACCAGCAAUGUCUCUCCAGUGGCGGCGGCACUGGCAGCGGCAGCGGCAGCAGUAUAAAUGGUCAUGGCAUGGGUAAUAGUUUAAUGCCAACAACUAAUGGCGGUGGGCAUCUUCCGCAUCAUCAUCAUCAUCCGCAUCAUCAGCACGGCCAACAUAGUCUGUCACCGAAACUUGAGCAUGUCACAACAGUUGCAGGCAAUGCCUCAAGCAUCACUGCUGCCACUGUAGUCAGUGGAGUUUCCAAUCCUUACACACAGACCGCAAUUACCGCACACAACAAUAGCAGUGGUGCUACAAAUACCGGCGGGCUUAUGCCACACACACAUGCACAUGCCGCCCACACACAUCACACACACUUGAAUAUGAAUCUCAGCGCCGCCGCUGCCGCUCAAAGUCAAAUGAUGUCGACAGCAGUGUCGCAGUCGCCACAUGUGCCACACACGCAGGUGAUGGCCGCGAAUAUUUACUCCACCAUCGGUCAGCCAUAUGCGGGUGAGAAUAGCAACUUUGGUGCAAUCUAUCAUCAUCAACACUACCACAGCGGCUAUGGGAGUCCGUAUGACAAGCUGAAGGUGACGAGUCAUAUGCGCCAAUCGCCGGCGUCAGCGGCGGGCAGUCCAACAGCGAUGGCUUCAGCGGCGGCUGCAAAUGCUUACGGCAUCAGUAGCUACCAAUCCUUUUAUGGAUCACCGCAUCAGAUGAUGCGUCCCAAUGGUUAUAUGGACUUGGUGCCGAGGUAAAUAUUUCAUGGGCAGUGCGUGCAGUGAUUUUAAAACCAGUGAAAAGUGAAAAUUGGCAACAAUUAUUUUUAUUAUUAUUAAUUAUUUU
Ceratitis capitata (Mediterranean fruit fly) is the source of this 3535-nucleotide messenger RNA. RefSeq names its product T-box transcription factor TBX20 (gene org-1). Gene Ontology annotation, biological process: cell fate specification; regulation of transcription by RNA polymerase II; positive regulation of DNA-templated transcription. Gene Ontology annotation, cellular component: nucleus. Gene Ontology annotation, molecular function: DNA-binding transcription factor activity, RNA polymerase II-specific; RNA polymerase II cis-regulatory region sequence-specific DNA binding. The transcript has 8 exons. The record is from RefSeq and is a predicted model, not a curated record. Lineage: Eukaryota; Metazoa; Arthropoda; Insecta; Diptera; Tephritidae. The coding region runs from base 1285 to 3447 and encodes 720 amino acids.